Helianthus annuus (common sunflower) is the source of this 1363-nucleotide messenger RNA. RefSeq lists its product as uncharacterized. Lineage: Eukaryota; Viridiplantae; Streptophyta; Magnoliopsida; Asterales; Asteraceae. The transcript has 2 exons. The coding region runs from base 82 to 1332 and encodes 416 amino acids. The record is from RefSeq and is a predicted model, not a curated record.
UCCAUAGCCGUAACUUCCGAGCCGCUGCCCUCGCUUCGAUCAGGUGGUUUUGACACAACCCUUCCUGAAUCGCCCAAGGACAUGUUUGCUGGUUUUGACACCAAUGCUGCUGCCGCGUCGACCGCGCAUGAGGCAACUAGCGUGGGUGGAGGCGAUAAUCGUGCGUCGAGCAGCGGCAUUGCUGACGAUGGUGCCCGCUUGAUUGAUGAUUUGUUUAUACCUACCGUUUGUUGGGAUCCUCAUGCCCAGGAUAAACGUUACCAGCCUCAAUGGAAGAUUGCUGAAUCUUCCCGACUUAUCUUUCCUCCAGUUGUCCAACAUUGGGUUGAGAGGGCGUACCCCCCCGCUGAAGCGGCGUAUGUUGAGGGGUUAAACAAUGAGGAUUUGAUGAAUUCGUCUAUAUCAGAUUCUGUGACCCUACCUCGCCGGUUGGUAGAGAUACGGCGCCGGUGGGUGCGUGAUAACACCCAACUUCAUGAGGCCCGGGUCAUUAUCCAAGAACUGAGGGAUGACAAGCAUCGCCUCGAAAGUCAACUGCAGACCGCUGGGUUGAAAGAGGCCCGAUUUCUGUCAGAGAAGAAUAAGGCCGAGGAGGAUUUGCGGAGGGUAACUGAACAUCUCGCUGAGGAAAGGAUCUUAUGGGCCCGCGAUAUGGCGGAAAAAGAUAGGGUUUUGGCUCAAGCGAAAAAUGUACAAGAGGAGUUGGAACGCAAGGCUGUGGCAGAGGCUCAGAAGGUUCAGGAGCGGUACCAGGAUUUGACAACCGAAGUAGAGACCUGUCAUACCAAGAUCCGACUGAUGCAGGGAGAGUUGGAGGAGCGUGAGGCAAAAUUCAAGGAGAUGCAAGAUCAUUGUGAUUCCCUUGUCACCCAAAACAAUAAGCUUGCUGCAUCGUCGUCUUCAAAGUUAAGGGAGGUGGAGGACGCGCUGGCACAAUCCCAUGCAGAGAUCGAUGAUUUGACCAACCAGCUAGCGGCUAUGCGGGGAGACAGGAAUUGGUUGAUAACUAAUGGGCUAGUGGGGGCGUUCGAAUUUCUGCGUGAGUCGUCCCACUUUACUAGCCUGAUUGACCGUCUUUCCGCCGCUGCCUACCAAGCUGGUCAUCAUGAUGGUGUACUUAAGGGCUACAUGGACUGCCAGCAAGCGGAAAGAGUCCCGCCGGACUUCCAAACCCUCAAAAAUAAGUUACAGGCUGAUAUGGCGAAGGCUCUUGAAGCUGCGUACACCGAACCUCUACCUUGCUAUGGCGAUCUGAUGGAUAAAGUUAAUGAAGAUGGAAUAGACUCGCUACGUCUGAUGCUGGACCCUGCGGACGAGUCCGAAGAAGACUGACCAUUCCGUUAUUCAUUUGUUUUGCUCGUUG